UUUUCUAUGGGGCUGCGCACAACCCGCACCUGUCUCUCUCUUAUUCUCAUUUAUUUUUUUUUUCAGUUUUCCAAAGGCCAUCGUUUACUAGUUCCAAAUAAUAUUCCUUUAAAUUGUUCUGGAGAAAGUUGGGAAGAUGCCAGAAUUGGGGAGGAAGAAAGUUAUGACGUUGAAAAGGCAGAAAAUGAAAAAAGAAAUAAAUCACCAAAUAUAUGUGAAGAAUUUACAGGUUAUCGCCCUCUCUCCGCCUCCUUAGGCCACUACAACCCUCGUUACCGUCAAAAACGUUCUGGAAGUAACGGAGUAGGAGGGAUAUGUUCAGCACUUAAAAAGCACCAACAAAACCACCAAAAUUCUUCAGAACUACCUUCCAAAAAUCGUUCUUCUUCAAUUCGUUCUUCCUCAGUUUCAACAAUUGGGGGAGGAUGUAGUAAAGGGACUUCUUCUUCCUCCCUACCUUUGUGGAGAAGACAUUUAAAAAGCAGAGCUUUUCGUGCAACACUUUUAGUCAUUUUAGCUCAUGUAUUGCUGUGGUCCCCAUAUAAUUUUUAUGCUUUAAUGAAGCAUUGUAAUGAAAGAAUUUACGAACAAUUAAGUGAACAGGCCAAUGUUUUGAAGGAUUUACAAUUUUUAAUUGUGUUAAUUAACCCUUUUCUUCAUGGAUUUGGAAGAAGAAUUCAGGGGAAAGAAGGAAAUAUUGGGAAAGAUACAAACAAUAAUAAUCAAAAUAAUCAUCAAAACACACAAAAUUCUUAA
Messenger RNA from Meloidogyne enterolobii, 756 nucleotides. Lineage: Eukaryota; Metazoa; Nematoda; Chromadorea; Rhabditida; Meloidogynidae. The record is from the annotation of a GenBank genome assembly.